Lepisosteus oculatus (spotted gar) is the source of this 1140-nucleotide messenger RNA. Its product is annotated as proteinase-activated receptor 3-like. NCBI's taxonomy places the organism in Eukaryota, Metazoa, Chordata, Actinopteri, Semionotiformes, Lepisosteidae. Gene Ontology annotation, cellular component: plasma membrane. The record is from RefSeq and is a predicted model, not a curated record. Gene Ontology annotation, biological process: positive regulation of Rho protein signal transduction; phospholipase C-activating G protein-coupled receptor signaling pathway. Gene Ontology annotation, molecular function: G protein-coupled receptor activity.
AUGGAGGCCUCCUACACCAACUCCAGCGCCCCCAACAUCACGGCCGUGCCCUGGAGCCAGUUCCUUGGCUGCGAGGCGGACAUCUCCGGCUUCGUGUUCUAUUUUGGCGUGAAGGUUUUCAACUUUGCCAUCGGCCUGCCGGCCAACCUGGUGGUGAUGUGGCUAAUCCUGAGAAAGGCCAGCGACUCCUCCACUUCUGACAUCUUCAUCGUGAACCUCGCCGUCUUGGACGCCUGCUUCUGCGUCAUGACUCCUGUCGAGCUGCUUAACCGGUUGCUUCUCAACGAUGAGCGGAUUUGGUACGCCCAGAGGUUCUCCUAUGGGCUAAAAGACGUCACCCCGCUGUUCCUCACCUGCAUCUGUCUGGACCGCUACGUGGCCGUGGUGCACCCCAUCACCUUCACCAAGAUCAAAGACCGCAGUUACAGGGAAGUCUGUGCUGCGGCCGUGUGGGGUUUUACAAUAGCCUACUCCCUGACCAAGUCCAUCCUUGGGAUAGGUAGUAUAGUAGAGGCCUUCAGCAUUGUAAUUCUCACCUGCUUCACCAUAAUGGUCUUCUGCAACCUCUCCAUCCUGUGGGCCUUGAGGCGGUCAGUGUUAGGCAAGGAGGAGAUGCACCCCAUGAAGAAGAAGGCCUUCAAGAUGGUUCUAAACAUUCUGGCCAUUAUCGUGUUUAAUUAUCUCCCGCCUGUGGCUCUCUUCCCCUUCCAGUACCACUUCCCUGCUCAUGAUUUCAAGUGCUACAUCAGCGUUUUCCUCUUCUCCUUCAUGGAUCUCAGCUGCAGCAUUGAGCCAGUGCUCUACAUUUCUAAAAUGGACAAGCCAAACUCCUCAGGCAAGAUGUGCUGUUUUCCAAAGAAGCCCUAACCACUAGCCAAAACGCUCACGUGGUAGACACACUGUAAAGCAUUGAGACACCUGACAGCUGGAUCCAGCUGUGCAGCAUUGGUGCAUUCUUGGCUAACUGUGAUUGGUCCCUUCAACUGAUAACAAAGUGCCUUGAAAAUGAUCUGGAUUGAAAGAUGCUAUAGGAGAAAAAAUGUUGAUUGAUCGUUGGUUGAUAAUAAAGGAGAACCUUGGGACCUUCACAUUGUAGGCAUUAGUCUGCUCUCCAGCCCUGAAGCCACUCACAGGCCUGUU